CUCGGGGAAUGUACCUUGGCUGAAGUUUUGUGUUACACAUUCUUUCCAAUGGCUUUCUGUGAAAUGGAGGCUACAGUUUAUACUUCUGCAGUUAAGUAAUAUGAAUCCAUGAAAAAUACAACGAUUUGUGUUCAGCAAAACCUCUGCAUCUCAGCCUCAACAGAAAACUUCAACCACUGUAAUCAUUUUCUAGAAAAGACCACACAGCUGACUUGCAGAUCUCCUUUACCAAGUUCUAGCUGCCAUGUCCUAGCUAACAGAAGUGGAGCUCCUUUUCUUGACUGGUCCCUUGAACCCUAGUCCUUCUUUUUGUCCUCCUAGUGUCCCCCUUCUCCGCUAUUGAUGUGGUGAUUUCUGGUUGUAGCACCAGUGGCGUCCCUUCUGGCGUGAUGAGCAGCCCGCCUCAGCAGCAUCAUGGCAGCACAGGCUCAGAACGAGACCUUCAUUCUGUUGCCUCCUCUGUUAGCCUUCCUUCAGUUAGAAAAACUCCGAAGAAGCGCCGUCUGUCCCUCCACACACUCUUUGGGCGACGAUGCAGGCCUGACCGCGACCCCAAGCGCAAGUCGAGGACCCUGCCGCCUGGAUCAGGGAUGGAUGGCGUUAUCAGCCUUGAAAAUGUGCAGUCAGAGAUUAGCCAUGACAAAACUUCAACACAGACUCCAUUGGACAUAGCAUCAACUUCAUCAGUGACGGGGUCUUCGUCAGAGCUGCUCGAAUGCCCUCUGUGCCUCCUGCGGCAUGCUCGAGAGCGCUUCCCAGACAUCAUGACCUGUCACCACCGCUCCUGUGCAGAUUGCCUGCGACAGUAUCUCCGCAUCGAGAUCUCCGAGUCCCGCGUCAACAUCAGUUGCCCUGAGUGCUCAGAGCGCUUCAAUCCACAUGAUAUCCAAAUGAUCCUGGGAGACCGAGGCCUCAUGGAGAAGUAUGAGGAGUUCAUGCUGAGGAGGUGGCUGGUGGCUGAGCCUGACUGCCGCUGGUGCCCUGCCCCUGACUGCGGUUAUGCAGUAAUUGCAUUUGGCUGUGCCAGCUGCCCAAAGAUUACUUGUGGCCGUGAGGGGUGCGGGACAGAAUUCUGCUACCACUGCAAACAGCUGUGGCAUCCCAACCAGACAUGUGACACUGCACGUCAGCAAAGAGCCCAGAACCUCCGGCUGAGAAGUUUCAGGUCAUCGUCUCUCAGCUACAGCCAAGAGAGUGGGGCUGCUGGUGAUGACAUCAAACCAUGCCCUCGCUGCUCUGCCUACAUUGUCAAGAUGAAUGAUGGAAGCUGUAAUCACAUGACCUGCGCCGUCUGCGGCUGUGAGUUUUGUUGGCUCUGCAUGAAGGAGAUCUCUGACCUACACUAUUUAAGUCCAUCAGGCUGCACCUUCUGGGGGAAGAAGCCAUGGAGCAGGAAGAAGAAGAUUCUGUGGCAGCUUGGCACAUUGGUGGGUGCCCCCGUGGGUAUCGCGCUCAUUGCUGGCAUCGCCAUCCCGGCAAUGAUCAUUGGCAUCCCAGUCUAUGUGGGCAGAAAGAUACAUAAUCGCUAUGAAGGCAAGGACAUCUCCAAACACAAGAGGAACUUGGUAAUUGCUGGCGGUGUGACUCUGUCUGUGAUUGUAUCUCCUGUGGUUGCUGCAGUCACUGUCGGUAUUGGUGUUCCCAUCAUGCUUGCUUAUGUCUACGGAGUUGUCCCAAUAUCUCUGUGCCGGAGCGGAGGUUGUGGAGUGUCUGCUGGCAAUGGCAAAGGGGUGCGAAUUGAGUUUGAUGAUGAAAAUGACAACAUAGGUAGUGGGGCAGCAGCCACAGACACCACGUCGGUGGCAGAGACACGACUUAACAAUCCAAGCCUCGGAGAUGGAGCGAGUGUUGGGGGCCUGACUGGUUUGAGCCUCAGUGUCAGUGGGAGCCACAUGGAGCGCUGUGGUGUGAGCUCCACUCAGCGGGACAAUAUGAGUGAUAAUGCCAGCACAACAGCCCUCGCUGGGACCAGUAUCACUGGCAGCCUGUAUGGCAGCUGCUACAACCGGAUGGAAGUGCAGGCUGAUGUCCAGAAGGAGCGUUGCAGUCUAAGUGGGGAGUCGGCCACUGUCAGUCUGGGGACGAUUAGUGACAACGCGAGCACUAAAGCCAUGGCAGGCUCCAUCCUCAAUGCCUACAUGCCUUUAGAAAGAGACAACAGCCUGGAGGUGCAAGCAGACGUGGAGUCCAAACAGGACAAAGUGAGGCACGGCAGCGCCAGCAGCAGCCAGGAUGAAGCCAGUUGCAGCAGCAGCUCGGCCGGCGUGAAAGGAGCCAGUGGUGGCAUGUGCCCAUGCUCAUGUCCCUCUGCCUGCUGCUGUGGUCUGCACGGUAAUCACUGCUGUCCCUCAUCCCCUUGGUCUAAUGACCCUUCAACUUCAGGGGGAAAAAAAUGCAAAAGCAAGCUUUGGAAAAGUGCCAGCAUUGGCAAAGGAGAAACAAAAAUGAGUGACACACCACGAGAUAUGGACGCUCAGCUACAGGAGCAACGCAGCACUAACUCCUCUGAGUUUGAUUCUCCAUCCCUGAGCGGCAGCUUGCCCUCCGUGGCCGACUCGCACUGUAGCCACUUCUCAUCAGAGCUCAGCUGCUCAGACCCUGAAACCUCAAAACCAGUUCACACGACAUGCUCUCCGCUGAUGGACUCCCAUCCUCAUCAUCCCGCUGUCACACCCAUGCCAGAGGUGGAGCAUGACCGCUUAGAGCAAUUCUCACCUCAGAGUAGCCACGCAGCCUUUACGCACCGCCUGCUGUCUUCAUCCCCACCUGCUUCACCAAGAGAGGGAAGCAGUGGAACGUUUCUAUACAUCAGCGAGGAGAGCAUCGGUGAUGUCACAGAGCCAGAGAAGGACGUGACAGAGACCACCAGAAAUUCAUCUGCUGCACAGUCUGUUAACCAAACAAAGAAGCGCUGUAUACAAACAGACAUCUAAAGCAAUUCUUGUCCCUCUGCUGUCAUCACUGCAAUUUGCGAUAACCUUAUCACCUAAUCUCAACCUUGUCAUGCAGCAUGAGGCCACAGAUCUAUGUCAAAGUUAAGGCAUGAAUGUUAAGGUGGAAGUAACUGAGAGUUUGUGGAUAAAUAGGAGCACAGUUAAGUCAAAGAAUAUUAAGACCUCUGGUUUUGUGACAGAAAUGAGAUUUCAGUCAGUUGCUAAAGUGUCAACUACGGCAAGCCUGUGGCAAGUAGAGCUGAAUGUACAUGGAAAGGUAGAAAGCAGGUUUUCUGUGUGGUGAGAUGCUGCAGAUCUGUGAUAAUCUGUUAAGUCUAGAUAGUUCCCCUAGACAUGUUUGAUGUCCCCAGAUCAGAUCAGCUUUUCCUGUUUUCCUGAUGAUCAGCAGACCUGUUCAAGCUGCUUUAGAGAAAUUUAACCGAGCUGCUAUAAUAAAAACCUAAACCUAUGAACCUUCUAUACAUAAAAUCUGGUUUUCCUCUGGUUUUGCAUUAAUCAGAGAAGAUGAAGUCACUGUGGUCCACCACUGUGCCGGCAUUCUUUGACUUUUAAAGGUUUGUUGGAGUAUGAGAGGGACCAUUUCAAACUGUUUUAUUUUACAUAAUCAGACAUAAAAAAAAUUAUGUUUGCUUUUGUUUAAUAUGUGAGUCCUAUUUUUGUUUGCUUACUUUUAUUUUCCAUUUUGGGAAAGUUGGCUUGAAUAUUGAAGCCCCGUGUUGGGUCCAACCUUUUUAAUGAACUCAGAUGGGAACUGUGUUGACAAAUAUGUCAUCCUCGUUUAAAUGCUGUGGGUUUAAGCCAGCCACCUUCGUGAAGUAAUUCUUCACAAGUCCCCAUCGACACUGGUAAAUAAUGAGUGCAGAAGUCAUCACAGGUUUUAGUAUACAUUAGUCACCUCUUAUUUAAUCAUAGCUAGUGAAUUACAGAAAAAAGGGAAUUUAUAGUUCAUUAAAUUACAAGUACAAAAAAAGCAAAAGUCCACAAACUUCUUUUUUUAUUUAAUGUUAUUACUUUUAUCAUUAUUGCUGUUUUUUUCCCCUCAAAAUACAUGACUCGUCUAAUAAUUGGUUACUUAAAAUAUCCAACGGUAUUUUCAGUAAUGGGGGGGGAAAAGCUUUCAACUAACAAUACAACACAAGCAGAUGUGUGCUAUCAGGAGACAUCAGCUGUAGUUGAAAAUGUUUUUUGUGCAAUGAGAAGCUUCUUUUGUAUCUGAGCUCACUCGUUUUAUUCAAUGAUUAGUAGAGACCGUACAGUAUGUUAAAUCUUUGAUUCUCACCAGUUAUUUCCAAAUGUUUUUGAUUUAGAACUUUAUAUAUAUUUUAACUACAGGCUGUUUCUUAAUUUCUUGUAAAUGACUGAUGCAGAUAUUUUGUUUUUUGUUUUUUUUUUAUAUAAUUGAACCAACAGUGCCUUUUUGGGAAACUUCCUGUUUUGGGAAACUUCCUGUAUUGUUCUUUCUAUUCUUUUUAUUUCUUCAAUGUGUCUUUAUGUGAUGAAUAUAAAAAUCAUGAAAGAUUAAAAUAUAUUUGCCUCAGUAAAUAUCAAUCAAUACUUACCCCUCCAUUAGCCACAUUUGCAGGUUUAGCCUAUCAAAAAACUAUCAGGUCACUGCUGUUGACAGUUGACUGUUAGUUGAGCUGAAGACAUAUUUUAUUGUUCAAGAAAGUCACUGAAAAACAUUUAACUCGACCAAAUUAAACCAAAACUUUUAUGCUUUCAUAUUCUUUCCCUGAAGUAGCCAAAGUCUGUGGAGUUUUUUUUGCAGAAUAAUUGGAAAAUAUUGGCAAUAAAUCAAUUUUUAUCCAAAGUGGAGUUUCAGACACUAAAUUUAACUACAGAUUGCUGUGCUUUGACAUCAGCCAGCUGAGCUCCGCACGCUGUUUGAGAAAAGAGCUAGUCAUCACAAACUAUGGUGUCAAAACGGUUUUGUUGCACCUCAGAAACCUCCCGUUUAGGAUUUUCUCUGUUUUUUUUAUGCACCUACUAUUUAAAUCCCUUGUUAUUUAAAGAGUAGUGCCAGAUCUGUUUUCUAAUUUGAUCAAAAGAGGCAUAUGCUAUUUGAAAACAUAUAUUUCCUAAGUAUCUGCUUCAGAAUGUUCAUGUAAAUGCAUAUCCUUCUACAAAUAAAAAUACUUAAUCAAGCUUA
Melanotaenia boesemani (Boeseman's rainbowfish) is the source of this 5103-nucleotide messenger RNA. RefSeq names its product E3 ubiquitin-protein ligase RNF19A-like. Gene Ontology annotation, cellular component: cytoplasm; ubiquitin ligase complex. The record is from RefSeq and is a predicted model, not a curated record. The transcript has 10 exons. NCBI's taxonomy places the organism in Eukaryota, Metazoa, Chordata, Actinopteri, Atheriniformes, Melanotaeniidae. Bases 390 to 2933 code for a protein of 847 amino acids. Gene Ontology annotation, molecular function: zinc ion binding; ubiquitin protein ligase activity; ubiquitin conjugating enzyme binding. Gene Ontology annotation, biological process: ubiquitin-dependent protein catabolic process; positive regulation of proteasomal ubiquitin-dependent protein catabolic process; protein polyubiquitination.